Messenger RNA from Gastrolobium bilobum, 543 nucleotides. RefSeq names its product serine/threonine-protein phosphatase 7 long form homolog. The transcript is spliced from 2 exons. Gene Ontology annotation, biological process: meristem maintenance; meristem development. Bases 1 to 543 code for a protein of 180 amino acids. Lineage: Eukaryota; Viridiplantae; Streptophyta; Magnoliopsida; Fabales; Fabaceae. The record is from RefSeq and is a predicted model, not a curated record.
AUGGCUGAGUCAUCAUCUUCUUCGGGAUCUGAUUCGGAUGUAGAGCCCACCGAUCCCAGCAUGUGGAUCUUACCUGGGCCGUACAGGUGGGAGGUCCUUCGUAAGAGGACGCAGAAAGGUCAUAUUUCACAGCGAGUGUGGAAUACUGAGCAUGUAAGAAAGAUUAACACUAGGCGUGGGAAGCCACAAGGGGGCCCACCUACCGGUGCUAUUCCACAGGUUGUGGAAGAGUACCUCAGACAGACGGGUUUCAUACAUGUUGCCAGGAUGCAACAUAUCCAGAUAGAUACAUUUUUAAUUAGAGCUCUGGUGGAGAGGUGGAGACCAGAGACACAUACGUUUCACAUGACCCAAUGUGAGAUGACGAUCACCUUACAAGAUGUGGCAGGCAUCUUGGGCUUGCCGACCGACGGUACUGUCGUCAUCGGAUCGACCUCUGAGGAUAGGCACACUGCUUGUGCUGCUGUUUUUGGACAUGAUCCAGAUGCCGGUGAGUUCCAUCAUUCCGGCGACCUCCGCAUCUCAUUCUUGGAUCGACAUUAA